GGGCGCAUGUCAAUCACCGGCUCUCAUGUGAUGGCUCUUGCCGGUGACGUGCCAGCCAUAUGGGCGCUGGCAUCGCAGCCUGAGCUGGUAUCCACAAUGUUGACGAGGCUUUUCAGUGACCCCUCGCUGCUUCCCGACGUCCAGAAAUACUCCGGCUGGGCGGACGACAGCGACGGAGACGAUCCCAAGCUCAAGGAAGAGGAUCAGGACACCCACGAGGACAUGGACGGCUCCGACCUAAGAGGAGGCAGCCUGACACAGUCCGAGCACAAUGGGGAAGACGACAACGACGACGAUGAAAUAGAUGAAGAGGACGACGGAGAGGACACAGGGGGGGAGAGACCCAAGAAGAGGGGCCCCAAGAAGCGCAAAAUGACACCGGCCCGGGUGGAACGCUCCAAAGUGCGACGGACAAAGGCCAACACGCGGGAGAGGACCCGCAUGCACGACCUGAACUCUGCGCUCGACAAUCUGCGUAAAGUUGUGCCCUGCUACUCCAAAACGCAAAAACUGUCCAAAAUCGAGACGCUGCGUUUGGCUAAGAACUAUAUCUGGGCCCUGUCGGAGAUAUUGCGCGCUGGGAAAAGGCCCGACCUCGUGUCCUACGUCCAGACGCUGUGCAAGGGACUCUCGCAGCCCACGACCAACCUAGUGGCGGGGUGCCUGCAGCUGAACUCCCGCAACUUCCUGACCGAGCAGCAGUGUCAGGACGGGAGCAGGUACGGAUCCGGCUCCUUCUCCAUGCAUUCCUACCCUUACCAGUGCGCGCGUCUGUCCAGCCCCCACUGCCAGCCGGGCUCGAACUCGCUCCCGCUCAGGACGCACGGCUACUCCUCCACUUACGAUUCGGUGUACCCUGGGGGCGGAUCCCCGGAGUAUAACAGCCCCGAGUACGAGGCGCCCCUCAGCCCUCCACUGUGCGUCAAUGGCAACUUUUCUGUGAAGCACCAAGGCCCCGCGUCGCCCGAAAACGAGAAGGGGUACCACUACUCUAUGCAUUAUUCUGGCCUGCCAGGCUCCAGGCCCAGCGGGGCCCACAACCUGGUCUUUGGCUCCUCUGGAGCCCGCAGUGGCAUUCACUCUGAAAACGUCCUGCCUUACCACGACAUGCACUUACACCACGAACGGGCCCCGGCAUACGACGAACUGAACGCGUUCUUUCACAAUUAA
Messenger RNA from Pleuronectes platessa (European plaice), 1170 nucleotides. RefSeq names its product neurogenic differentiation factor 2-like. The record is from RefSeq and is a predicted model, not a curated record. NCBI's taxonomy places the organism in Eukaryota, Metazoa, Chordata, Actinopteri, Pleuronectiformes, Pleuronectidae. Gene Ontology annotation, molecular function: protein dimerization activity. Gene Ontology annotation, biological process: regulation of DNA-templated transcription; nervous system development.